Molecule: messenger RNA, 1478 nt
Organism: Panicum virgatum (switchgrass)
Lineage: Eukaryota; Viridiplantae; Streptophyta; Magnoliopsida; Poales; Poaceae
Product: laccase-25-like
Exons: 4
Coding region: 16-1437 (473 amino acids)
Biological process (GO): lignin catabolic process
Cellular component (GO): apoplast
Molecular function (GO): hydroquinone:oxygen oxidoreductase activity; copper ion binding
Source: RefSeq, a predicted model, not a curated record
GCGGACGGCCCGGAGAUGGUGACGCAAUGCCCCAUCUGCCCCGGCGGCCGCUACACCUACCGGUACAACGUGACCGGGCAGGAGGGGACGCUGUGGUGGCACGCGCACAGCUCCAUGCUCCGCGCCACCGUCCAUGGCGCCAUCGUCAUUCGACCGAGGAACGGCGACCAUGGGUACCCUUUCCCAAAGCCUCACAAGGAGGAGAUCAUAAUGCUGGGCGAGUGGUGGAACCGGAACGUGUUCGACUUGGCGCGCAAGGCCUUCCUCGCAGGCACUCUGGUGGAUCCGGCCGAUGCCUACACCAUCAAUGGCAUGCCUGGGGACUUGCACAGGUGUUCGAGCAGCAGAACGUUCAAGCUCAAGGUGCAGAGCAACCGCACCUACCUGCUCCGGAUCAUCAACGCGGCGGUGAACACGCCCAUGUUCUUCAAGAUCGCCGGGCACAGCUUCACCGUCGUUGGCGCCGACGCGAGCUACACGACGCCGUACGAGACUGACGUCGUCGUCGUCUCGCCCGGGCAGACGGUGGACGCGCUCAUGGUCGCCGGCGAGAGGGCGUCGCAGCGGUACUACAUGGUGGCCUCCCCUUACAACAGCGCGCACCCCGACGUGCCAUUCCGAGAAGGCGCCGCCACCGCCGUCGUGGAGUACGCCGCCGCCGGAGCGCCGAGAACCAGGGCGCGGCGGCGGCCGUUGUUCGGUCCGAUGCCACCCUUCAACGACACGGCGACGGCACACCGGUUCUUCACGAGCCUGACCGCGCUCCUCCGCCCGGGCCACCCCACCGUCCCUCUCGCCGUGGACACCCGCAUGUUCGUGACCGUCGGGCUAGGCCUCGCCGCCUGCCGGCCGGAGCAGACGCGGUGCAUGCAGCAGGGGGUCGCGGCGAGCAUGAACAACGCCUCCUUCGAGCUCCCCACCGCCAUGUCCCUCCUCGAGGCGCACUUCAGGAACGUGACCGCCGGCGUCUACACCCGGGACUUCCCCGACCAGCCGCCGCUGGAGUUCAACUACGCCAAGCCGCCGAGCAGCAUGGACGCCACGACGGCCAAGUCGACCAAGGUGAGGACGGUGAGGUACAACGCGACGGUGGAGGUGGUGCUGCAGAACACGGGGCUGCUGGCGAGGGAGAGCCACCCGAUGCACCUCCACGGACACAAUUUCUUCGUGCUCGCGCAGGGGUUCGGCAACUUCCGCCGGGACGCCGCCGUGGCGCGGUACAACCUCGUCAACCCGCAGGAGAGGAACACCCUCGCCGUGCCGCCGGGCGGCUGGGCCGUCAUCCGCUUCGUUGCGAACAACCCGGGUAUGUGGAUCAUGCAUUGCCACUUUGACGCUCAUCUGCCAAUAGGGCUGGCAAUGGCGUUCGAGGUGCUAGACGGGCCAACUCCGGAGACGGCACUUCCUCCACCACCGGCUGACUUGCCCCAGUGUUGAGAGUUUUCGAUCGGAACGUGGAAGACCAGUCAAGAGAUGUC